CCCAUAGUCUACCUCAGCCACUGACACACAUCUAGCCACACACCCACCUACGAAUGCGCACACACAUGCGUGCAAUCUACCUAUCCAAACCCACUGCAGGCAGGCCCCUGCAGUAGGCGGCCCUGCAGACGGUACCUAUUCUCGUGCACAUCGAUCCGCCGAACCGUAAUCUCAUACAGCGCCUCUAUCUCCCCCUCACACCCACUCAGACACCCCUCGACGAACGCCUCACUUCCCGCAGACAUGUCGGCCAACGCAGUCAGGGUGAAGGCAAGCGGCCGCAUGGCACAGAUGAGCCUCACGCACCCUCGCACACACGCAUACGACGUGAGAGGCUGCUCAUCCAAGACAGCGUGCCCCUUUGCCCGGCCCGCCUUCAUGAUCAGCAUGUCGAUGCGGGGGUAGGCAGGAGCCGGUGCAUCGGCAGGCAGCUCACUCAGACACGCGGCACAGAAUACGAAAAGGCUCGACACACGAGCUGGCAGACACAAUACGACCUCCCUCACUAUGCCGAGGCUACUGGUCAUGAGCUCAACGUCCUCCACUGCACGGAGCGACCCCAGGAGCGCCCCCGGGGUAUGUGGAAGCGGCGGGCGCUGCUCGUACUCGUCUCGCUCCUCCUGCCCCAUCCCCCUGCCCAUCCCCUGGAUGCAGCCGACCUCCACCUCCAGCUUGGUGACGUUGGGGAAUCGACUGCUCUUGCCGCUGGCGUCUCGGUCGGCCAGCCAGGGGGCCAUGGUGGGGAUGUCCUGGGAGGGCUUGUUGGCGUAGAUCUCGAGCUUGCUCGCCUCAGGGAAGUAGAGGUGGUCACUCCAAUCGUCAUGCAGAGCUAAGAGGCCGCCCUCAUACGUCACCUGCCGACAAUCAAUGGAUGGAUGGAUGGAUGGAGACAACGCUGGUGACCUGAUGGGUGUGUGCGCAUUUAGUUUAAGGUACCUUGUCGAUUUUGGUUGCGAGUUGACCGAUGAAGCGGGCGGCCGUGCGGUCUGGAGGCGGAGCGAAUGACACGGCGGUCUUGUCGCUCUCGCACGACAGCCACAUGUGGUCACACUCCCACUCAAUCUGAUACACACAUACAUGACAACCAGACAGACAUAGGCACACGCGUAUGUGCAGUGAGUGAGGCGUGCUUGAUUGCCUGGCAGCUGCUGGAUUGUGCCCAUGAGAGGAAUGAAGGGAUGCCGAACGAGCCGGGUCCUCGAGGGAACGAAUGGACCUGUAGGGAGAGCACAAAAACGGAGAGCACAAAAACAUGCGAUCUAUGCGGUUGUGCACUUCAACCAAUGGAGUGCGAUGGAGUGCAGUGCACCAGACCUGGUCAUUGAAGUCGGCGCCAACACGUACAGUCUCAAUAGCGAAACGCAGCUUCUUGGGCACGCCUGCACCCACACACACAUAGGUGUGCAAACACCCACCCGCAUAUGCACCACAUCGAUUGACGCUCCCCGUCGACCCACCCACUGUGCCCACCUAGCAUCGAUGGCUUGCCCCACUGUGCCGACAGGGCGUUCUUGACCAUUGACAGUGGCGUGAGGGCCUUGCUCGGGUCGGUGAAGGCGUCGACAUUGAGAUUGGGCAGCGAUGCGAUGGGGGGGCAGCUGUUGAGCGAAGUGAGGAAGUUCUCGCAAUUGUUGUCGCAUUCUGCCCUGGGCAGCCGUCGCAUGAAAUGCACGAAGUAGCCGGAGUCGCCGGCGGCGCUGGCCGACAAGUAGCCGGUGAUGGUCUUGAGCUUCGGGGAUGUCUUGAUGAUGUGCUGGACCCACUCGCUGCGGCUGCUGUCGAUGUGGAGCGUCAGCAGGCCGGGAAACGUCCACCCAUCACGUCUGCAAGACAAACCGUGUACCACAUCCAUCACGAUGCGCUGCGCUGGUGUGCCAUGUCGUGAAGUCCCCCUUACUUGAAGUAUGCGAGCCACGCGUCGCUCGUCACGCUCAGCUGGUCCACAUUUAUGAAGGCCCUACGGCCCCAAUGGGCGAACACACUCAUUGGCCGCUCAUUUGGGGUGCCCUUGAUGCUCAGGCGGGUGAGUGUGCUGCUGUUUGCCGCCAACACCGACGCCGAGAGCUCCUUGUCUGAGCGCGCCUCGAUCGUGGCUGCCUUGACACUCGUCUGCACGCACACGCAGGGAGAGGGGUCAGAACCACCGCAGCAUGCGUGUGUUAGGUGUCUCACCAGUCGUUGCUUGAGCAGGGUCCGUUGCUGCGGUGUGUAUUUGUCGCCGCUGGCUAUGAUGAAGUGCUGCAAUAUGCCGGUCUCCUUGCUCAUGAUCUGAGUGCGGAGAUCCCUACUGACGCGGCACAGUCGGGCGGCCGCCUUGGUACUGAAGAAGGCCGCGAUGCCCUGGACGAACAGGCCGCCGGGCAGCCCGUCCAGUGAGGCGCGACAACGAACCUGACGACAACAGACAGGGUUCACACACAAUGCUCUGUGGAAAGAAUGUGGUGUGUUUGUGUGGUCACCCGCCCACCCACUUGACUAUGAAUCGUCUGGUUGGUCAGUGAUGUCUUGGCGACGUCUGCCGCCUCGAGGAAGCCAACCAGCACGCCGCUCACGACACUCUGCAGCAGCCCGUCUAAACAGGGCCGCCCGUACGGCUGCACACGGGAAAGCAAGAACAGCACGGAUGGGUGAGGGAUGCAUUUCUGCUCGACGGCCGAGCUGUCGUACCUGGGCGGGUGGCUUCCAUCCGGUGGCUAUGGGUAGUAGUGGUUUGAUGGCGGCGUCGAGGACCUCACUUGCGCUCGACACCAUGCCCACGGCAGACGACAACAUGGCUACGAACUCACCCGCACCAGGCAGCUGCACACACAGAGGGAGAGAGAAGACAACGAAUGACCUUCGUGUGUGGUGUGUGUGUCGGUGUUGCCUACAAUGAAUCGGUGAGGGUCGCCCAAGAUCUUCUCCGCCUUGAGCAACUGCGCAGGGAUCUGACGAAGGAAGAAACAUUGCAUUGACAGGGAAGGGCAGCCCACGGGCCAGCCAAUGUGCUGACCUGUUUCCUGAUUUCCUGGAUGCACUUGAGGCCUGGAGGUGAUGCAGCUGCGAUGGGGAUGGAAAGCGUAGGCUCAGCCUCGCCCUCGCCCUCUGUCAAGCUGAGGUCGACAUCGCCAUUGCCACUGUCAUCGUCCUCAUCAGAUGAGACCGAACCGCUCUCUGCUGCUGCCACUGCUGCCACUGCUGCUGCUGCUGCUGGUGGUGGUGGUGAGUCGGAAUCUGGAGCCGAUGCCCGCUGCCAGUAGAUGCCGUUGGAGCCCAUUGGCCACCCGCCACACCGACGCACCACCUCCCUCUCCAGCUUCAGACGCUCAUCGCGCACCUCCUCCAACUUAGUGCUGCACACAUGCACACACCAAACACACACGACCAAGGUGAUGGUUGGAUAAGAAUACGUCAGUCAGUGUGCCGGUGCUGUGCAGGUAGAUACAUCAGCUUCAUGUUCAAUUGCGCCUCAACCAGCCAGUCGGCAUGGUGGGCGGGACGCUCCUCGUCGACGGUGAGUUUCUCGGCUAUCAACUCAUUGUGGUCGAGGAGGACUUUGAGGGAGGAGCGUAAGCCUGUGAGACCGCACCUGAGCUGUAGAGGCAACGAGGGAAGAGGCGGCGGAUCGAGUUGCUGACACACAGACAGAGGACAGUGUGCUAGAUGGAUGGGUGAUCUGUGCUCUCUGCGGUUGUGCAGUGAGUGCAUUCUUACAACACAAACAUACCCAGAUAGAGGGAUAGAAAUUGACGACAUCGUCCAGUCGGUCGACGUGCCCUGCCAGCUGCAAACAAACCAUCCAUCCAUCCACCCGUGUCCCUCCCUCCGUCCCAUGAACCAUUGCAGCCAUGUGCACCCACUUCCUCACUCACCUGCGCUUCGAGUCGCGGCAACUGCGCCUUUACCCACCGCAGCUGCUCAUAGACAUCACGCAGCUCCUGUCGCCCGCCGCCCUGCAUCAGAGAAGCCGUCGAUUGGAUGAGUCAGAGUCCAAGAGACGCGCUGGCAUCAUCCAAGCAUCCGCAUCGGGGCAUCUCACGUACCUGUCCAUCCAUCUUGCUCGUGGACGUGGUGGUGGUUAAGGGUAAGAUUGUCCGUGAAAGGUCUGUGAUCUUUGAC
This is a messenger RNA of Vitrella brassicaformis, 4098 nucleotides long. The record is from the annotation of a GenBank genome assembly. NCBI's taxonomy places the organism in Eukaryota, Vitrellaceae.